AUGUCAGCCACGCCUACCAAUCCCCCUCCUUUCUGGCAACCGCGCCCCGCCGACUUCCAAAUUCCCGCUGCCGACCAACACAACCACGCCCCUCAGGGCCAGAGCGGUGGACCGCCACCUUGGGCGCGACCUUAUCAGCCGAAGGGCUAUCCGCCCCACCAAGGAUACCCGGAGAACCGUAGGGAUGAACCCUCCCCUCCGACGCUAGACCCACGCGCGCCGGGUUUCAAGCCACGAGGAGAUCGUAAGGGGCCUGCCAGCUCUAGGUCCGAAACUACGAGCAACGCGCCGGCGGAUGUGGACAUCAAUCGCUACUUGCAGGACAGGCCGCCUGGGCUUCCCUCGCCGGAUCUAGGUACAAAGGGUCAUGCAUCUGGCCACCUUCCUCCUCAAGGAGACGCCGCACUGGAGUUGCUUGCGCUCUGGGAGGAACCGGAGGAAAAGUGGCUAAUGGGCGCGGACACGGACGGCGGGAGCAGCAGGCGCGCAAAGACAUCGUCCAAAACGCAGUCGGUGGCCGAGAACGCCAAACGAGAGUCCACGGAGGGAGUCAAGUCUGGGCUUGUGGAAUCGUCUUCGACGGCGGCUUCGAAGGAAAUCGCAGGGCAGCCAUUGCUGGCCCGCGUUCCUACGCCCCUCGUGGAUACCUCGGAAGUCCCCUCCCCAAUCACUUCCUCCGCGAUUCCUGGCGUACGGGAUGGGACAGAGUCCUCCGCCUGCGAUGGCAGCCUCGACAAGGAUUUCCCUCGGAGCCCUCAGCUUGAAGUCUGUGCUCCCCAGGGGGUACCUGCCGACAAAGCGAGAUUGCUGAGCCUUUCCGAAUUGGACUCAUUGGCACCUGUAGAAGGGCAGAUUGGAGACUCCACGCUCCCGACCGCGAGGACGGCAUCCCCGACGACUUCUGUUAGUACCGCUGGGGGGACACGGACCUCUGACGAGUCUCUCGCAGACUAUCCCGUACUCACUCCCACUCCCACCGCAUUGUCCUUCUCGCCCGUCACCGUUACCGCGUAUUCUUCCCGUGCCUCCGAGUCCACGCCCGACUUGGACGACGAUCGCAGUUAUGCAACCUCUGCCGCCAGCGCGUACACCCCCGGACGCUCUGUCACUUCCGUGGAGCGCAGGGCAGGACCCAUCGGGCAACAGCUGCGUGAGGCGAGGAUCGACCGCCUUGAAGCGCGAAUCGAGGUACUUGCAGCGGAUUUGGAGAUCCUUCGGCUGGAGUUGGCGCAACUGCGUGGAGAGUAGAGGGCGCGAUAUGCACGGAGUUACGACAAAUUGGCAUGCGUGGGUUUGUAGGGAGUUAGUAAACUGGUUG
Molecule: messenger RNA, 1318 nt
Organism: Trametes versicolor FP-101664 SS1
Lineage: Eukaryota; Fungi; Basidiomycota; Agaricomycetes; Polyporales; Polyporaceae
Exons: 2
Coding region: 1-1248 (415 amino acids)
Source: RefSeq, a predicted model, not a curated record